CAGGAGCGCGGCUGCUCCCGGACGCCUGGGCCCUUGGGACGCGCCCCAUGGCGGCUGCGGCGGCGGCGGGGGCGGCCCUGGCGCGGGCCCGCCGUCCCGUGGGGCUGGCGGCGGCCCGGUGCCCCCUGCAUGUGGGGCCGGCGGCGGCGGCCGGCCACAACCGCUGGUCCAAGGUGCGGGGGGUGAAGGGGCCCCGCGACGCCGCCCGGAGCCGCCUCUUCCAGCGCCUCGGGGGGCUGCUGCGCGUCGCCGCCCGCGAGGGGGGUCCGGACCCGGCGCUCAACGCCCAGUUGGCCAACGUGGUGGAGCAGUGCCGGGCGAAGAACAUGCCCAAGGCCUCCAUCGAGGCGGCCCUGCGCGGCGCGGAGAAGACGGCGUCGGAGCGGCUCCUCUACGAGGCCCGGGGCCCCGGCGGCGCGGCCCUGCUCCUCGAGGUGCUCACGGACAACCCCCGGCGGAGCCAGCAGACCCUCCGGCUCGUCCUCGCCCGCCACGGGGGCGCGAUGGCCGACGGCGCCCGGCACAGCUUCGAGCGGAAGGGGGUGGUGCGCGUGGCCCCCCGGGACGCCCGCGGCCGCCCCGUCUCGCUGGAGGCGGCCCUGGAAGCGGCGCUGGAGGCCGGGGCCCAGGACGUCGAGGAGGACGACGAGGAGGAUGACGAAGAGGAGCCGGUGCUGAAGUUCGUCUGCGAGGCCUCGGCGCUGCGGGACGUGCGGGAGCGUCUGGAGGCGUCGGGGCUGCGCCCGCUCUCCGCCGCGCUCGAGUACCUGCCCCGGGAGCGGGCGCAGCUCUCGGAGGCGGCGCUGGAGCAGGCGGCGCGCCUGCUCGACGCCCUCGGCGCCUGCCCCGACGUCGUCCGCGUCUACGACAACAUCCGGUAGGAGCCGUCGCGCGCCGCGAGGGACACGCGGGCGCGCGGCACCGAGAUGGAGCCACGGACGUGCAGCGCCGAGCACCGAGAUGGACCCAUGGACGUGCAGCACCGAGCACCAAGAUGGACCCAUGGAUGUGCAACGCCAUGAUGGACCCAUGGACAUGCAGCACCAAAAUGGACCCAUGGACGUGCAGCACCGAGCACCAAGAUGGACCCAUGGACGUGCAACGCCAAGAUGGACCCAUGGACAUGCAGCACCAAGAUGGACCCAUGGACAUGCAGCACCAAAAUGGACCCAUGGAUGUGCAGCGCCAAGGUGGCCCCAUGGAUGUGCAGCCCUGGGGCCGACCCACGGACGUGCAGCUCCACUUGGGGGGCGACAAUAAAACCCUGGUGUGA
Molecule: messenger RNA, 1273 nt
Organism: Rhea pennata
Lineage: Eukaryota; Metazoa; Chordata; Aves; Rheiformes; Rheidae
Product: translational activator of cytochrome c oxidase 1
Exons: 6
Coding region: 48-881 (277 amino acids)
Cellular component (GO): mitochondrion
Source: RefSeq, a predicted model, not a curated record